Messenger RNA from Pediculus humanus corporis (human body louse), 1074 nucleotides. RefSeq lists its product as uncharacterized. The record is from RefSeq and is a predicted model, not a curated record. The transcript has 3 exons. Lineage: Eukaryota; Metazoa; Arthropoda; Insecta; Psocodea; Pediculidae. Bases 1 to 1074 code for a protein of 357 amino acids.
AUGACAGAAUCGAUAUUGGAUUUAUUUGUGAUAGUGAAAGAACUUAUCGUUAAUAAUUUAAUAAUACCAUCAAGUGAUAAAAAAGUGAAAUUGAGUAGAAUAAGAAGAAGAAAAACAACAACAACAACUCAAAAUUGUUGUUGUUGUUUGUUUGCGUGGAUAGUUGCAGUGGUCGUGAUAUGUGAACAUGUUAACGCUAGCAGCGAACUUCGUUUGGGAGGUGCCAUAAACCUCUUUAGCCGAUACGGGUAUCUUUCUAUAAGCAUGAGGGUGGUACCCAGAAACGACACGGAUUCAAAAUGGCUCUACAGAGAACCCACAAUAGAUAUAUUUAAAGAUCUCUCAUCGUUAGUUUUGACACCGUCGAAUAAUCCCCAAAGUCCAAAGAAAGUUUUUGAAGGUGAUUUUCACAUGGAAUUCUGUGAUAAUUUAAGACAAUUACUUCAAGCCUAUUUUAGAGGUUUCAAUUUUGAAAGGCUCGACAGACCUUGGAGAGCGUUUUCAGGUGACUGGUCAAGGUCAGGUAUGGCCAAACAUUUAGGAAUAAAAACAAAUUACAUAACGGGACAAUAUUGUUACGUUCUCGUUAGAGUUGCGAGACACCGAGAAUCGGGACGAAUGCGUCCCGUUGGCGACGACGUAGAAUUAGAAGAAGAAGUUGCACGUGGCACUAAUGACGUCAUACCUGGGGACGAAGCGAGCGUUUCGCAUUUCGUUAAAAGUUUUGGAAGUCAUUACGUCGUGUCUUACACCACCGGAAAUUCAUUAUAUCAGGUGUUCGUGUACACGUCGCAAAUUUACGUGAGGAUCAAAGAAAGGCUCAAAAGCAAAGGAGUCGAAGAUUUAUCAAAUGCCGAAUUGUCGGGAUUUUUCUCACCCUGGUACGCCGAACACAUUGGAGAAAUACAAACCGCGAGCGGGAAUUCAUCCAUUCAAUCAUGGGCGGCGCAAAACCUUAGAAUACAAUUUUAUUUUUUCACUUAUCCCUCUCUCCUUAAAAUCCACGGCAAUUUGGAUUUGUUGCGAGCACUGAACAACCUUUUGGGUAACGAAGCCAUGCUCGCGUUAGAUUGA